Messenger RNA from Panicum virgatum (switchgrass), 1683 nucleotides. RefSeq lists its product as uncharacterized. The record is from RefSeq and is a predicted model, not a curated record. Lineage: Eukaryota; Viridiplantae; Streptophyta; Magnoliopsida; Poales; Poaceae. The transcript is spliced from 5 exons. Gene Ontology annotation, cellular component: nucleus. Gene Ontology annotation, molecular function: 8-oxo-7,8-dihydroguanine DNA N-glycosylase activity. The coding region runs from base 66 to 1454 and encodes 462 amino acids. Gene Ontology annotation, biological process: base-excision repair, AP site formation; DNA repair.
CGCCCGUCGCUCGACACUCGUAAUCCCCGCUGCCGCCGCCCGCUGGAGCACCGGGAAACGCAACCAUGGCGCUCCCAAACCCAACCGGCGACCCCGCCGCGCGCCCGCAGCUGCACGUUGGGCCGCGCGUGGAGCUGGAGCUCCUGCUCCCGCCCGGCAGCGCGGCGCCGUUCGACCUGGCGGCGGCCGUGUGCAGCCACGGCCUGUUCAUGAUGGCGCCCAACCGGUGGGACCCCGCCGCCCGCGCGCUCGUGCGCCCGCUCCGCCUCGCCUCCGACCGCUCCGUGUCCCUCCUCGCCCGCGUCUCCGCCCACCCAGCGCGCCCGGGCACCGCGCUCCUCGUCGCCGUAGAGGGCGCGGGUGCUCUCUCCUCGCUCGACCAGGACUGCAUCCUCGAACAAGUGCGGCGGAUGCUGCGGUUGUCGGAGGAGGACGGGGCGGCGGUGGCGGAGUUCCAGGCGAUGCACACGGCGGCGCGGGAGGCGGGGUUCGGGCGCAUCUUCCGCUCGCCCACGCUGUUCGAGGACAUGGUCAAGUGCAUCCUCCUCUGCAAUUGCCAAUGGGCAAGAACAUUGUCAAUGGCUACUGCACUGUGUGAGCUUCAGUUGGAGCUGCGACAUUCAUCCAGUAUUGAAGAUUUUCAGUCAAAGACACCACCCAUUAGGGAACGUGAAAGGAAGCACAGCAAGAGGCAGUGUGUUCGUGUUAAGCUAGAAAUAAGAUUUGCAGAGGAUAAGUUGGAGGGUCCAACACUGUCAAGUGGCACUAGCAAUGAUUCAACACAAUCGGAAACAAAUGAAGAUUUGCCUAGUUUACACUCAGCUGCAAGUGGAACAGGCAGCAAAUGUGACUCCUUGUCAUCCUUCAAUACUUCUGAGCUUAGCUUGAACAAUGUUCCUGGCCUGGAAAACUGCAUUGGUGAUUUCCCUACGCCAGAAGAAUUGGCAAAUCUUGAUGAGGACCUUUUAGCCAAGCGCUGCAGUCUUGGAUAUCGAGCAAAGAGAAUUGUAAUGCUUGCACGGGGCAUUGUAGAAGGGAAGGUAAGCCUACAAAAACUUGAAGAGAUGUGUAAAAUAUCUGUACCAGCUGCAGAAGAGGUAUCUACUAUCGAAUCCACCUAUGAGAGACUGAAUAUUGAGUUAUCUGCGAUCUCUGGAUUCGGCCCUUUCACCCGUGCCAAUGUGCUCAUGUGUAUGGGCUUUAACCACACGAUCCCAGCUGAUACAGAGACAAUUAGGCAUUUGAAGCAGAUUCAUAAGAGACAAAGUACCAUCAGUUCUGUUCAUCAUGAAUUAGAUAAAAUCUAUGGCAAGUAUUCGCCAUUCCAGUUCUUGGCAUACUGGUUUGAGUUAUGGGGCUUCUACAACAAGCAGUUCGGGAAGAUUAGUGAUAUGGAACCAUCCAACUACAGGUUAUUCACUGCAAGCCACUUGAGGAAAGCAAAAAAAAACUAGAAGCAAGCAGGACUGGAUAGUUACAGCCUUACAGGCAUGACCCAUGAGGCGUCUUUUAUUUUGUAAAUGUGAUCAGGACAACAUAGCAGAUGUUUUUGUGAUCUUAGUAGCUGCCCACUAACCUAUUUAUUGGUGUGGUUCAAUGUGAACAGAAUAUUGUUUCAAUCUCCGUGAAUGAUUGAAAUGCAGAAACAAGCAUUUUGGUGGUAUACAGACCGCUUGUAGCAAG